This is a messenger RNA of Ochotona princeps (American pika), 1076 nucleotides long. RefSeq names its product coiled-coil domain containing 107 (gene CCDC107). Bases 61 to 792 code for a protein of 243 amino acids. NCBI's taxonomy places the organism in Eukaryota, Metazoa, Chordata, Mammalia, Lagomorpha, Ochotonidae. The transcript has 6 exons. The record is from RefSeq and is a predicted model, not a curated record.
GCGCGUGCGCACUGGGGCAGCCGGGUAGGGCGGGCUCGGCGGGCAGGCUGCCCCGGAGUGAUGACGAUGGCCGGCGCGGUCUCGCUCCCGGGUUUGCUAGGGUUGCUGUUUGUGUCGGCGCUUCCGGGGGUCCUCGGAGACCGCCCCGGCGGCGACCACCGGGCACACGCAGGGGCCACGGAGACUCGGCGGCGACCGUCGGCCAAGGAGCAGCGCGAGCGGCCCCGAGCCGAGGUGCUGCCCUGGGGGGCGCUCUACACCGCGGCCGUCGUGGCUUUUGUGCUGUACAAGUGUUUGCAGAGGAAGGAAGAGGCCGCUGUGCUCCAAGAAGAGGCAGACAAGAAGGCGUCAGUACAGUCAGAGCAACAGCUGGCCCAGUUGACCCAGCAGCUGGAUCAGACAGAGCAGCACUUGAAUAGCCUGAUGGCCCAGCUGGACCCUCUUUUUGAGCGGGUGACCACUCUGGCAGGAGCCCAGCAGGAACUGCUAAACACGAAGCUACGAACCUUCCAGCAGCUGCUGCGGAAGAAGCAGGCGGAGGAGCGGGGGACACCCCUGGAGCCAGAGGCCGGCAUUCCCUUUCCCGAAGAUUUGAAUGUAGCAGAGGACCAGGAGGAAGCUGGUGACAGCCAGGUCUGGGAGGACCCUACAACCUGGAGCAGCGACACAUGGAGCCUAGCUACCCCCCCGGAAGUGGCGCAGGGGCUAAGACGACGACGCAGCCAGGUUACAGCCAACGGCCCGGAAAGGGCGGGCACCGACGGUUUGUUAAAACACAGACUGUUCUUGUGACCAGAGGCCCCUGCGUGCUUUUUCCAGCACAGCCUAUUGUACAUGCACUCAUGUGAGGUGCCCAAGGACAAGAGGCCCUUCUGGAAAAGCUUCCCUUAUUAGGGCAGAGAGCGGCCCCCUUCCAGCGGGAAGCAGAGCAGACAGAGGGAGCUCCAGUUCUUUUCACUUAGGCGAGCCAGCCUACCAGAGCACAAAACUCCCAGGUGUGUCAGCAACAGAGACAAAGGCCUUCCCCUCCCAGAGAAAACUUUAUUAACACUUGAGAAAAUAAAUUAUAGAAAUGA